AUGUGUGUCAGUGGGCGAGGACUCUGUCCAUCGGGCGACAUUGCCAAGUUUACGGACAUUGACGUAGUCUUACCUCAAUCACCCUUUAAACGAUCUCUGUGGUCUGCAAACUGCUACCGAUUCAACUGCGUGUACGACGUGUUAUACGCCAGUCUCGUCCACUAUCGCUGGCCGCCAAACAUCAUCUUCGCAGCGAGAGUCCUCCUCGACCGCGGAAAUGCCCAGUACUGGUCGCAGAAGCUCCUCGCCGACGGAGAGCAGGGCUUGCACCCGUGGGCUGUCCGCCGACUCAGAGAGGACGCGCCCAAAGUCUACGGUGCUCUCCACCAGCUCUUCAUCCGCUGGAACUCGGCCUUCGCACUCUUUAAGAAGUCGUCCUCGACAACGUUUCUUGUCGACAACAACCGGGCUUUUGGCGCGCGCUGCCAGCGGAAAGGCGGGGCUGGCGAUGCAAAGGAGACGUUCAAGAGCCUGCAUCAGAAAGGCCCCUGCCCCGUCUACUGCGCGUACCAGGGAGACUUUUACAAGUUCCACGGGGCUAUUCUAGAGAAGAUAUACGCGUUCGCCGCGGAGACGCCUGGGCUCAUAGACUGCAACGGGCCGCUCGAACGCUUCUGCUCCGUUCACGUGUCUUGCCAGAACUGUGUGCGCCGCGUUGAGGCUUCAGCUCGCGCGUCUUGGCUGCGCACUAUGACCCAUGUCGACUGGUCUCUCUCGAGGAAGGAUGGUGCCAGGGGCCCAUGGCAGGACGGGAAGAAGAGGAAGCGCAACCACACUUAA
Molecule: messenger RNA, 780 nt
Organism: Cutaneotrichosporon cavernicola
Lineage: Eukaryota; Fungi; Basidiomycota; Tremellomycetes; Trichosporonales; Trichosporonaceae
Exons: 1
Coding region: 1-780 (259 amino acids)
Source: RefSeq, a predicted model, not a curated record